Molecule: messenger RNA, 1053 nt
Organism: Notodromas monacha
Lineage: Eukaryota; Metazoa; Arthropoda; Ostracoda; Podocopida; Cyprididae
Source: the annotation of a GenBank genome assembly
AUGGGUGCAACUGGGGAUGGAAGUAAGGUUUUCUUGACUUUUUCCGGCCACUGCGGCGUCGGUUGCGUCAUCGGAGGCAUCGGAGCAGUUGAAUUCAUCCACGGCUGGGCUAAAUAUUUCAUGCAUAAACAAUAUACAUUUACAACGCGAACUAUCUUACUGGGCAUUGGGGCACUCAUCCUCAUCACGGCCGGAGGCACCCCGACAGGCAAAGGCGGGUUCAAUGGAAUCAUGGGACCCAUCACCGUCUGUUCGUUCGGUGGCAAUGGUGCUUCGAUCACGCCCGGAGGGGGAGGUGGUGGACCAGCAGAACCAGAGCUCCGAAGUUCUUGCUUCACUGGCAUACCCUUCCAGCCCGUUGCCCUGAAAGAAGGGCACAAUUUUGUGUCACCCACGCUAGAACAGUCCUUGUAUGACCCAAGUUCUUUUUGCAGUGUCCUGCGUGACCUCAUCCGCCUAUUUUUUCAGGAAGAAAAGGGUUUGCUGCUUUCUUUGCAACAGGACAACAAAAAAUUAAUAAUAAUGGAAGCCACGCUGGGCAAGGACUACGAGAUCUUCAAGAAAACCGUGUACCACGAGGCUCGCGGGGAACCAUUAGACGGCCAGAAGUUCGUGGCAUGGACCAUCAAGAACCGGGCAUUCAGUGACAAACCCGAAUGGGGUGGCUCAUCCCUGGCAUCAGUUUGUCGACACCCCAAACAGUUCGAGUGCUGGCUGUCGGGUCGCGACACAACCAUUCGUGACAGGACGGCAUCCGACAGACUGGAUGGUUGGCUACCGGGUGUCUUCAAGGCAGAGAAAUGCAAGGAUCCCACUGGUGGCGUGGUGCACUACCACGUGCCAUGGAAAGACGCGCACCCAGACUGGAUAGACGCCUGCGAAGAGGUCAAGACAAUCGGUAAAUACAAGUUCUACCGGAUGAGCAAGCUAGAUCAGGCUUUUUCAUUCUUUUUUGUUGCACCCACCGAACACACAGAAAUUGCAAGACGGGUUUCAAAAAUGUUCAACACCAAUGAUCGGCACGGUUCAAGAUUUGAUAGUCAAACACAGUGA